Messenger RNA from Prorocentrum cordatum, 306 nucleotides. Lineage: Eukaryota; Dinophyceae; Prorocentrales; Prorocentraceae. The record is from the annotation of a GenBank genome assembly.
AUGGCGCGGCAUGACGGGCUCUACAGCUUUGGGGCGGAUGCCGUGCUGAUGGAGCUGGCAGGUGACCCUGGGGGGCUGCAACACAGGUUAAGUUUGGAGCUCCAAGAGAACGCCGCCAUCCAGCUGCGCGUGCGGGCACGUAUCAGCACUUUGGACCAGGGAGUGCCCCCUGCCAUGCAGCUCAAAGACAUUGAGGACGAGUUCCGCAGUUUGCUCUGGAGUGCCAUCCCGGAUCUGCUGAUGCCCGAUUUCGCGCCUCUGGACGAGCGUCUCCUGGAAUGUGGGAAUCGGGUUGGGGAUUUCUAG